AUGCGCAGUUUGCCACAAACGUGCGCGAGCUCGAUCAAGAAGCUCCUGGCUUUGUUUUCGCUGAUGUCGGGGGGAGAGAAGAUAGUCGAGUGUGUCCCCAACUUCUCCGAGGGCCGGCGUGCCGACGUGGUGGAGGCUAUAGCGGCUGCAGUCAGGGAAACGGAAGGAUGCUCCCUGCUCGACGUAGCCCCGGGGGACUCCACUAACCGGACAGUCUACACGUUUGUCGGACGUCCGGAAUCAGUGCUGGAGGGAGCGCUUGCCGCCGCGCGCGUCGCCUUCAAGCUCAUUGAUAUGACCAAACAAAAGGGUGAACAUCCAAGACUCGGUGCUCUAGACGUCUGUCCCUUCAUCCCCGUUGCCAACGUUACCAUGGAGGAAUGUGCCGAGUUGUCACGGAGAUUCGGGUGUCGCCUGGCAACGGAGCUGAGCGUCCCGGUCUACCUGUACGAGUACGCGGUUGCCGUGGGAAACGAUCGCGACUAUCGACGAACUCUCCCUCAGAUUAGAGAAGGAGAGUAUGAGAGACUCCGGAAUAAGAUACAAAAACCAGAGUGGGCUCCCGAUUUUGGACCGGCUGAUUACAUUCCGUCGUGGGGUGCCACGGUAACUGGGGCGCGGUCUUUCCUCAUCGCGUACAACGUGAAUCUCCUGGCAACCAAGGAGCAAGCCCACCGCAUCGCUCUCAACAUUAGAGAACAGGGGCGAGGUCCUAGUCAGCCAGGAAGACUGAAGGCAGUGAAGGCCAUUGGGUGGUAUCUUGAUGACCAAGACUUGGCCCAAGUCUCUAUCAACAUAUCUGCCGAGUUCUACAUCCAGAGAGAGGGACUGUUCCUGAUGGAGGAGAGGCAGAAGGUUCGACUGGCUGUGGAGAGAUUGGGCCUCGCUUCUCUCGGAGAGUUUAAACCUGAGGAGAAGAUCAUUGAGUACCGAGUGGGCAGUUGCAAGGACGGUCCUCUCCUCUCUUCAUCUCUCAGAGCGUUCCUGUCCAGUCUCUCCGCCAGGACAUCGGCCCCCGGUGGAGGUCUGCCAGCGUCGUAGCUGCCUCCAUGGGAGCAGCGCUGGGUACCAUGGUAGGACUGCUGACGUAUGGGAAGAAAAAGUACGAAGAUCUCGAUGAUGUAAUGCGAAAGACGAUUGGUCCUCUCCAUGACAACCUGCAGAAGAUGAUGCCGUUGGUUGACAGGGACAGCGAAGCCUUUGCUGAGUAUAUGGUGAGCAGAAGAGGCUUUCUCAGAGAGAGAGAGAAACAGGUUUUCCAUCUACUGAUUGCAGAUGGCAUCGAAACUGCCUCAAAAGACUGAAGAAGAGAAGAAGAUACGAGAUGAAAAGAUGGCGGCAGGUAUGAGGACAGCUGUUUCAGUCCCCCUCUCUCUCGUGAGGGCAGGGUGCGAGUGUUGGCCACACCUACUCACACUGGCUACCCACGGCAACAUACAGACCAUGUGCGAUCUAAGAGUGGCCUGUCGUACUCUGGACGCUGGUAUCCAUGGCGCCCACGACAACAUCCUCACCAAUCUCCCCAGCCUCACAACUAGCGACGCCGACUUUGCCGCCUCGGUGCGAGAGGAGGGAGAGAGGCUUGCCGGUUACAGCACCAAGUUGUGCGCUUCAGUUCUCGCCUCCAUUGACGAGAGAGAAAAGGAUUAUAUAAACUGAAGAUAACCCCCAUUUGAUAAUUAGUUAAUAUUUGCACAAUGAGGAUGAUGUAAUGAAUAAUACUCAGGUGGUUGCCAUAGUGCUAGCUGGGGCCAUAGACCAAAUGAUGAUGUAAUGAAAUUAGGAAGAGUGUGUGAUAUUUUAGUUCGUCUUCUUCUUCUGCUGGU
Messenger RNA from Geodia barretti, 1826 nucleotides. Lineage: Eukaryota; Metazoa; Porifera; Demospongiae; Tetractinellida; Geodiidae. The record is from the annotation of a GenBank genome assembly.